Trichophyton benhamiae CBS 112371 is the source of this 1677-nucleotide messenger RNA. RefSeq lists its product as uncharacterized. The transcript has 3 exons. Bases 1 to 1677 code for a protein of 558 amino acids. Gene Ontology annotation, molecular function: G-protein beta/gamma-subunit complex binding; guanyl nucleotide binding; G protein-coupled receptor binding. The record is from RefSeq and is a predicted model, not a curated record. Gene Ontology annotation, cellular component: heterotrimeric G-protein complex. Gene Ontology annotation, biological process: adenylate cyclase-activating G protein-coupled receptor signaling pathway. Lineage: Eukaryota; Fungi; Ascomycota; Eurotiomycetes; Onygenales; Arthrodermataceae.
AUGUCUGAGUUCGGCCGGCAGCGGGUCGGACGAGAUCAUGGAGCAGAAGAAGAAGAGCCAGGCCAUAGACAGAGUCCUCGAGGAAGACAUGAAGCGCCUCAAAAAGGAGUGCAAGAUCCUCCUCUUAGGUAUUAUCUUUUUCUUCUUCUUCUUAUUGUUCAACUCAUGAUUGCCGUACUAAGAGGUGCAGGCUCCGGCGAGAGCGGCAAGUCGACCAUCGUCAAGCAGAUGAAGAUUAUCCACCAGAACGGUUACUCCGUCGAAGAGCUGUCCAUGUACCGCCUCACCGUCUACAAGAACCUGCUCGACUGCGCCAAAUCGCUCGUCUGGGCCAUGCACCAGUUCGAGAUCCAGCCCUCCAGCGCCAAAGUCCGCGACUUCAUGGACUACCUGCUCGACUACAACAUCGACCCGGACCCAAACGUCGCCCUCGAGCUCAAGGUCGGAGACGCCAUCACAUACCUCUGGAACGACCCCAGCAUACCCGCCGUCCUCGAGCGCCAGAACGAGUUCUACCUCAUGGACUCCGCCCCGUAUUAUAUGCUAAUAGCAGAUAGCUUCUUCGAGGAAGCAAAGCGGAUAACGAUGCCAGACUACAUCCCCAACGAGGCUGACGUCCUGCGCGCCCGAACAAAGACCACCGGCAUCUACGAGACCAGGUUCACCAUGGGCCAGCUCUCCAUCCAGUACGUCAUAUAUUAUAUCUAUAUAUAUAUCUAUAUAUAUAUAUAUAUAAAUAUACUAACAUUCGAUAGUAUGUUUGAUGUCGGCGGCCAACGCAGUGAACGCAAGAAAUGGAUCCACUGCUUCGAAAACGUCACCUCCAUCAUCUUCUGCGUCGCCCUCAGCGAAUACGACCAGGUCCUGCUCGAAGAAAGCAACCAGAACCGCAUGAUGGAGUCCCUCGUCCUCUUCGACUCCGUCGUCAACUCGCGCUGGUUCAUGCGCACCUCCAUCGUCCUCUUCCUCAACAAGGUCGACCUCUUCCGCCAGAAACUCGGCCGCUCCCCGCUCAACAAGUACUUCCCAGACUACUCCGGCGGCAACGACGUCAACCGCGCGGCCAAGUACCUGCUCUGGCGCUUCAACCAGGUCAACCGCGCACAUCUCAACCUCUAUCCUCAGACUCCGGAAUAUUAUAACCUCGUCCCCCUACCUCUCUUCUAUCCGACUACCACCGCCACCACCACCACCAUUACUACUUCCCGCUUCUACUUCAUGAGAUACCACUUACAUACCCACGACUUUUUGACUUCAACCGGCGUUCACUGUUGUUCUGUCUGUUCCUCUCUUCUUGUCUGUUUUACUGCCGUGUUUUAUCUUUUUUUUCCCAUCUCUCUUCUUUUUUACUCUCUCAUCUACCAAACGGGACGACACUGUACCGGCGCGGCGUCCUCUUUUUUUUUCUAUUCCAUUCCAUUUCCUUUUUCUAUUUCCUUUAUUUCCUCGGUCAUCUUCAUCUCAUCAGCGAGUUUCUUUGCCUUUCUCUUUCGUUUUCAUAUCUUCUCUUCUCACUCUCCUUAUGACGCUGCACGCCCGCCCAAGCACUGCACUAUAUCUAUUCGAUUUCUCUCUCUCUCUCUCUCUCUCUCCUCCCUUGAAAAAGACGCCUCCCCCUUUCUUGGUUCGUCCCUUUUACUACUCACUUUCCUUACUACUUUUUUACUAUUCGGUUAA